Messenger RNA from Canariomyces notabilis, 1119 nucleotides. RefSeq lists its product as uncharacterized. The transcript has a single exon. The coding region runs from base 1 to 1119 and encodes 372 amino acids. NCBI's taxonomy places the organism in Eukaryota, Fungi, Ascomycota, Sordariomycetes, Sordariales, Chaetomiaceae. The record is from RefSeq and is a predicted model, not a curated record.
AUGUAUGAAUCCACAGGCUGUGGAACCCAGGACGUCGCAGCGGCAGGAAAUCAUGGCAACCACGGGGUCCUAAUGCAAGCGUGGGGACACGCAGGCGGUCGGGAACAACACCAAAAGCAACAGCAAGAGCACCAGCAAUACGAACACCAUCGUCACAAUCAGCGACGACAUGCACCUCAAAUAUUGGAGUCUUCGCCGCCACCAACCGAUACGCCGUCACCAGAAGCAGGGGGCAGAUCGUCUCCAACACAAACCGUCGAGAAGUUGGCUCGCAGACUGAGCAGGCAGAACUUGCAGUUGGGUCAACAAAGCUAUGCUCCAGUGCAGACGCCGGAAUCCACAUCGAGCUUGCCAAAUGUCUUACAAAUACCCAAGUCUCGCGAGUGGACCGAGCCUGAAGCCUAUACCCAACCACAACAGGCCUUUGCUCACCGGCCAGUGUACAGCCGCAUAGCUCCAUGGCUGCUUUCAGUGCCUGACAUGAACGAGCCGAUCGAGGUGGAUGAGGCCUUUGCCGGAGAACCUAGCGAAGACCGGCCUGACUCUAAGCGUUUCCGCCCAUGGGAGAGCGCACAUCUCCAGGGUGGCUACAUCAACAGCCGCCCAGUCGACCUUAGCAUACAGAGCAUGAUCGCAACCGAGACAACAUGUAGCGUGCGCGAUGAAGCCCCACUCGUACCAACAAUAUCGCCACCAUCAACAUCAUCCGAGCUGGCGACAAGGCCCGAAGCGGCCAGUCAUCUACCCGUCAUAGAACCCGAGCUUCAGUACGCCAUGCCGCGCUGCGACCUUGAGCCCGACGACGCAGGGGACGAAGAAAUGGGUGAUGUUCUUAAGGAGGAGCUCUCUCCGGUCGAGAGUGGUAUUCUGCGGGCCGCGAGGGGCCCAGGAAGAAUCAGAAAGUACACUGUCGACGGUGUGUCGUUGCGGUACCGGCUAGCGGUCGAUGCCGCAUUACGCUGCGGCACCGUGGUGCGAAGCCGUCCCAGGAUGCGCAAGCGGCAUAAAACACGACAUGGAAGCGUCCCGUCUCCGGCAGCAGUAUCGGCAGCACCUUCACCUGCUAUAUCAACUUUGCCAUCGGCAUUGCCACAGCCACAUCCCUCUCCGCCGCCAUGA